UACUUAGUUUACGCGAACAGAAAUUCUCUCACAUACAUAUACAUUGUAUAUGUAUAUAUAUAUAGAGCUCAGCCAAUGGCCGGCCCAGACCAGCACUACUUAUCUCCCUGACAUGCACAUAAGUUGGCGAGGGAAAUGGAUUCUUCCUUGUGUUGCAUAGCAUGGUCUUUCCUGCUUGCUAGCUUAGCUUCAUUGAUUAGCCGGCCUGCGCUGGUUACCGGCAGCCCACCUGGGCCCGUUGUUCACUGCACGUCUGGGAACACCAAUUGCCUGGUCCAGAAUGCUUAUGGAGCAUUUUCGGACCGCCAGGCCUGCUGGGUUGCGGCUGUUGCCUACCCUACCACGGAGGAUGAGCUCCUUGUCGUCGUCUCCAACGCCUCCAUGGCCAACCGGAAGAUGAAGAUCGUCACACGUUACUCUCACAACCUCCCCAGGCUCUGCUGCCCCGGCGGCCCCCCCGGCACCGGUCUCGCGAUCAGUACCGAAAAACUGAAUCGUGUUGUCCGAGUGGACGUGGAAUCCAUGAGGAUGACCGUGGGGAGUGGCAUCGCGCUAUAUGAGUUGAUUGAGGCUGCUGCAGCUCACGGUUUGGCCCUGCCCAAUUCUCCAUACUGGUUCGGCCUGAGCUUGGGUGGGGUGCUGAGCACAGGCGCCCAUGGUAGCUCCAUCUUCGGCAAAGGGAGCGCUGUCCACGAGUAUGUGGUCGGCAUGAGGAUUGUCGUGCCGACGUCGUCGCCCGACGUUGAUGGCUAUUUCGCCAAAGUCAUCUGCCUGGAAGAGGAUGACCCUGACCUUCUAGCUGCAAAAGUGUCGCUUGGUGUGCUUGGAGCAAUUUCUCAGGUGACGUUGCAGAUGGAACCAAUGUUUAAGAGGUCCAUAACGAAUGAAGCUGGUGGAGAUGGUAGUUUUGAAGAAUUAAUUGAAAGAUUCGGUAGAACCACCGAGUUUGGCGAUAUUACCUGGUAUGCCUCUCAAAGGAUCGUGGUUCACCGUGUGGAUUUCCGAGUACCAUUGACAGAAGCCGGCAACGGCGAAAAUGAUGUGAUCGGAUUGAGGUCACAGCCCACAUCUGCGGUCGUGUCUGCGCGUAUGACAGAAGAAGAAAUUGAGGCCACCAGGAACUCCACCGGCGGAUGCAUGCUAGCAGAAGCACGCAUUAACGGUACCCUCUCUCUUGGCAAUGGCCUAAGGAACAACCUGAGCUGUCAGGCUGCAUUUACAGGGUACCCUGUUGUUGGAAACCAUAGCCACCUGCAAGCUGCAGGCUCAUGCCUAUUCGACAGGGAAAAUGGCCUGCUCACCGUUUGUGCAUGGGAUCCAAGGAUCCAUGGUUCCUUCACUGAUCAGUUGGCCUUUAGCAUCUCCCUGGCGACUAUCUCAGACUUCGUAAGAGAUGUCAAGAAGCUAAGAGACAUGGUGCCUCGCUCGCUUUGCACCUUCGACUGGUACAACGGCAUCUUGUUGAGGUUCGUCAGGGCUUCGACUGCGUAUCUCGGCAAGACGUCCGAUUGCGUCGACAUAGACAUCACAAUUUACAGGGAGCAUGAUCCUUCGCAGCCAAGGCUCAAUGAGGAUGUGCUGGAGGAGGUUGAGCAGAUGGGGCUGUUCAAGUAUGGGGGGCUGCCACAUUGGGGAAAGAACCGCAACAUUGGUUUCUUGGGGAUGAAGGAGAAGCUGGAUGGAAGAAUAGAGAAGUUUGUGAAGGUGAUGACCAAAUUUGAUCCCAAAGGGUUGUUCUCCUCAGAGUGGAGUGACAGUGUUUUGGGCUUGCAAGAGAAGGGGUUGGUGAUUGACAAGCCACGGUGUGCACUAGAAGGCUUAUGCAUUUGCUCUCUUGAUUCACACUGUGCCCCAGACAAAGGCUACUUCUGCAGACCUGGCCUUGUGUACAAAGAAGCCAGAGUCUGUCGCUAUGAAGAGUAUAUCGCUUAAUGCACUCGUAUCUGCAUCAUAUAUACUGUCUGUAUUGUGUUAAAUGAUCUUGAAUAAAUGGAAGAUUCGUCUC
Molecule: messenger RNA, 2005 nt
Organism: Nymphaea colorata (pocket water lily)
Lineage: Eukaryota; Viridiplantae; Streptophyta; Magnoliopsida; Nymphaeales; Nymphaeaceae
Product: probable L-gulonolactone oxidase 4
Exons: 3
Coding region: 136-1932 (598 amino acids)
Cellular component (GO): membrane
Molecular function (GO): D-arabinono-1,4-lactone oxidase activity; FAD binding
Source: RefSeq, a predicted model, not a curated record